Molecule: messenger RNA, 1584 nt
Organism: Blastomyces dermatitidis ER-3
Lineage: Eukaryota; Fungi; Ascomycota; Eurotiomycetes; Onygenales; Ajellomycetaceae
Product: NADH-cytochrome b5 reductase 1
Exons: 5
Coding region: 360-1289 (309 amino acids)
Cellular component (GO): endoplasmic reticulum
Molecular function (GO): oxidoreductase activity
Source: RefSeq, a predicted model, not a curated record
CACAAGUUCAUUGAAGCUAUUAGUGAUAACUUUUGAUUGUAUUGCAAGAAAGCAUUUUUGAGAGCUUGGAUGGAAGUAGUUACUUCCAUAGCACACUGCGCUAAUUCACCGCACCUACGCUGCCCUCGGCGCACGACCCUCACGCCUACCUCCACACGCCCCAUCAGCCGCUCCUGCUGGGGCUUAUUUUUUCCCUUCUUGGGGCUUGUUGAGCCGAAGAACGAAGAACACCGAGCAACGAUUUCUCAACUUUAUAUCGAUAACAAGCCCAUCCCCGCCCAUCCCCUCCCCUCCCCGUUUCUUUCUGGUUGCAAGAUCCCUUCUGUUAUCUCCGUCUUGGUCCCCGAAAGCGUUUAGCCAUGAGUAGUUCGUGGACUUCGAGCGAAGCGAUCAACGGGAUGUAUAUCCCAUCCGCUCUUCUGGUUAUUGGGACUGCCAUUGUGAAGAAGGAAUGGCUUCCCUAUGCCGCAGCUCUCGCCGCAAUUUUGUCGGGGUGGAAGGUGAUGAGCAACAGACAACGGAAGGUUCUCAAUCCAACCGAGUUCCAAAACUUUGAAUUAAAAGAGAAGACCAUUGUCUCGCACAAUGUCGCCAUCUACCGCUUCGCCCUCCCGCGUCCCACUGAUAUCCUCGGUCUACCAAUUGGCCAACAUAUUUCUCUCGCUGCGACAAUCGAGGGCCAGUCGAAGGAAAUCAUGCGAUCUUAUACCCCCAUCUCUUCGGAUCAGGAAGCAGGCUAUUUCGACCUUCUUGUCAAGGUAUACCCUCAAGGAAAUAUCUCGAAGCAUCUUGCUGGCUUGCGCAUUGGCCAAACCAUGAAAGUCCGGGGUCCGAAGGGAGCUAUGGUUUACACUCCCAACAUGGUCAAGAAGAUCGGUAUGAUCGCUGGCGGCACCGGUAUUACGCCAAUGCUCCAGAUCAUCAAGGCUAUUAUCCGAGGACGGCCACGGAAUGGAGGCAACGAUACCACCCAGGUUGAUCUGAUCUUUGCCAACGUAAAUCCAGAUGACAUUCUCCUGAAAGAAGAAUUGGACCAGCUGGCGAAGGAGGACGAUGGGUUCCGAGUCUACUACGUUCUAAACAACCCACCAGAGGGCUGGGAAGGUGGCGUCGGUUUCGUGACUCCAGAUAUGAUCAAGGCCAAACUUCCCGCCGCGGCGCCUGAUACGAAAGUCUUGAUCUGCGGACCACCUCCCAUGGUUAGCGCAAUGAAGAAAGCCACCGAGUCAUUGGGAUUCAAGAAGGCCGGACUCGUCAGCAAACUAGAUGACCAGGUCUUUUGCUUCUAGUAGCCGAAAGUACGAUUGGGAAUUCGAUACCCAUGGAAUGAUAGAGUUCUUUGACGACUACUAGGAAUUGCAUCGUAUUCUCACAGCUUAUCUCUUCUCAAUUUGGACAUAUAACAUUGAUCCUCAUUUUAGACGCUGAACGCCGGGGGAUAGAUUGGGGGGGAUGUCCUGGUCAUAGAUAUGGAGCUGUCGAUUGCUUCUGGGAAAGCAGUCUCUCCACCCAAAAGUUACAUAUGGGCGAAUUGUUAAUAGAUAUACGAAUAGUCAAUAAUAAUAUUUUUACGAUUCUAGGGGA